AUGUCUUGCUACAACCUGUGUUCCACCUCUGCCUGCGGCGUCAACCGCCCCCAGCCCCUCGCUGACAGCUGCAAUGAGCCGUGCGUCCGUCAGUGCCCUGACUCCACAACUGUGAUCCAGCCACCCCCUGUUGUCGUCACCUUCCCAGGCCCCAUCCUCAGCUCCUUCCCACAGGAUUCAGUUGUGGGAUCCUCUGGAGCACCUGUCCUUGGGGGCUAUGGGGGCUACAGCUCCCAGGGCUAUGGAGGCCUGUAUGGCUAUGGGGGCUCCUCCCUGGAUUGUGGGGGUCUGUAUGGCUAUGGGGGCUCCCUGGGUUACAGGGGCCUGUACGGCUAUGGUAGAUCCUAUGGUUCCGGCUCUUGCAGCCCUUACUCCUACCAGUACAGCCGUGGCAUCUGCGGGCCCUGCUAA
Messenger RNA from Haliaeetus leucocephalus (bald eagle), 411 nucleotides. Its product is annotated as scale keratin-like. Gene Ontology annotation, cellular component: intermediate filament. Bases 1 to 411 code for a protein of 136 amino acids. The transcript has a single exon. NCBI's taxonomy places the organism in Eukaryota, Metazoa, Chordata, Aves, Accipitriformes, Accipitridae. Gene Ontology annotation, molecular function: structural constituent of cytoskeleton. The record is from RefSeq and is a predicted model, not a curated record.